Messenger RNA from Petromyzon marinus (sea lamprey), 2446 nucleotides. The record is from RefSeq and is a predicted model, not a curated record. NCBI's taxonomy places the organism in Eukaryota, Metazoa, Chordata, Hyperoartia, Petromyzontiformes, Petromyzontidae.
GACAAGAGCGCUGCAGCUGUCUGUUGGGGUGAGUGUUUCUGCAGAAGGAGAGGAAUUCCAUCAUUGGCGAUGAAUACAUAUGGCCCAUGCCCAUCCCAUACAUCCUCUCCGACAGCCUAGACCUGAACGCCAAGGGCGUCAUCCUGCAGGCCUUCGAGCAGUUCCGACUCAAGUCGUGCCUCGACUUCAGACCUUACGCGGGCGAGCGCGACUUCAUCCGCUUCCAGAAGCUCGGCGGGUGCUGGUCAUCGGUGGGGAACAUCCGCGGCGGACAGGAGCUGUCGAUCGGUCAGAACUGCGACCAGAAGGCCGUGGUGGAGCACGAGAUUCUCCACGCGGUGGGGUUCUGGCACGAGCAGUCGCGCUCCGACCGCGACGACUACGUCACCAUCCACUGGGACGAGAUCUUGCCCGGAAAGGAGAACAACUUCGACAAGUACCCCGACGACGAGGUGGACAACCUCAACACGCCGUACGACUACGAGUCGGUGAUGCACUACGCGCCGCUCUCGUUCAACAAGGAGAACGGCGUGCCCACCAUCACCGCCAACAUCCCCGAAUUCGACAGCGUCAUCGGCCAGCGCCUCGACUUCAGCGGCUACGACCUGCUCAAGCUGAACCGCCUCUACGGCUGCACCUCGACCACUACACUGCUUGACCAGUGCGACUUCGAGGAGAUGAACAUCUGCGGGAUGAUCCAAGGCCAGCAGGACACCGGCGACUGGGUGCACGUGCGGUCAGGGGGCCCCAACGGGAACGACCACACAUUGGACGGGAAGUGUCCAGGCGAGGGCCGCUUCAUGUUUGCGGACACGAGCGUGGACAAGAACGGGAGCUCGGCGCUUCUCGAGUCACGCGUGCACUACCCGCGCCGCAGCAGCCAGUGCCUGCAGUUCUCCUUCAAGAUGAGCGGCAGCGACAAGGACGUCCUCGCAAUCUGGGUCAAGCUGGACGACGGCGCCGGCGCCGUGCGCAAGAUGGUGAAGGUCGGCACCGUGCAGGCCUCGGUAAUGAACCAGUGGGAGAUGGCUCACCUCGUGCUGCCCGCCGCCGUCAAGUUCCGCUACGUCUUCCAGGCGGUGCGCGGCGCCCCCACCGCCUCCGCCGGCGGCAUCUUGCUGGACGACGUGAGCCUCACCGAGCGGAACUGCCCGACGGGGGUCAUGCGCAUCCCCGACGCCGCCAACCUCAUGGAGACGUCGGUGCCGGGAACCGGGAUCAAGAGCCCGGCGUUCGUCAGCCCCGAGGGCUACGGCUUCGCCAUCAUCGUGUACCCGCACGAGCUCAGCUCGUCCAACGUGAGCCACCUUGGCGUGCGAUUCCAGCUGCUGAGCACGCCUGACGACGACGUGCUUGAGUGGCCCGCCGCCAACCGCCAGGUCGUCAUCACCAUCGUCGACCAGAACAGCGACGUGCGGCUGUGCAUGUCCAACGUACGGACGUUCCUCUCCGACGACACGCGGCUCGUCCAGAACACGGACAAGCUGUUCUGGGACCGUCCCUCCGUGACGGGCAGCUUCGAUCCACAGUGCAACUGUUUCCGCGGGCCGCUGCUGGGCUGGCCCACGUUCAUCUCGCACGAAUACCUACACAAGAGGGACUUCCUCAAGGGCGGAGAUCUCUACAUCUUCGUCGAGUUUAACGAUCUCACUCACCUCAACAAGACGGAGGUGCCGGUCGCACCCGGCAGCACCAUCGCCACUGGCGACGACGUCGCCGUUGACGACGUCGCCAACAUCGACGCUGCCGCCGAGGUCAUCGCCCCGCGGGAGCCGCUCGCCCCGAUCUUGGGAGACGGCGCCGUCCCGGCUCGCGGGGACGCCAGACGCGCGCCGAUGGCGGAGAGGCUGGCGAGGUCACGGCGCCACGCCGACGACUCCGAGCAGGCGCAGCGGCUGAGCACCUGCGAGCCGAACCCGUGCCGCAACGGGGGCCUGUGCCUGGUGGAGGGCGGGCGCGCCAGCUGCAGGUGAAAGCGACCGAAAAGGAAUAUACAAGUAACCGAAUGGCAUGCAUGCCGGUGCUGCGGUCACCUUGUACCACGCAGGGACAGCUGCUACCUAGGGGACGCCCUGGCCACGCUACAACGGGGCAUUGAAAUGGUUGAGAUGAGAUGGUGACGCAAGGUGCUACGAGUUGUCGAGGAAUUUAAGCUUGCGCCACUGUGCGUGCAAAUCCUUGUCCUUGACGCGACGGUUAAGGAUGAGCCGAAUCAUCGAUGUGAAAUCACGAUUCGCAGAGCGUGCCGAGAAUCACCCGAAAGAUUACAGCUACGAGAGGCACUCCAUUAGCCACAAUGGCGAAAACAUUGUCGAUGCUUGACUCGAACCGUGAAUCGUGGCAACUGAAUCACAAAGAGUACGUCGUGUGGCAUGCGUUGUGUGCUGUCGUGUCAGCUGGCAUGCCUCGCAAACACACACGGCUGCGCAUUGGGCCACACGCCGUG